Messenger RNA from Scophthalmus maximus (turbot), 4709 nucleotides. Its product is annotated as semaphorin-6D-like. Gene Ontology annotation, biological process: axon guidance; positive regulation of cell migration; neural crest cell migration. Bases 276 to 3770 code for a protein of 1164 amino acids. The transcript is spliced from 20 exons. Lineage: Eukaryota; Metazoa; Chordata; Actinopteri; Pleuronectiformes; Scophthalmidae. The record is from RefSeq and is a predicted model, not a curated record. Gene Ontology annotation, molecular function: semaphorin receptor binding; chemorepellent activity.
ACCCGGAGAGGACGCGUCGUGUCCGGCCGGUGUUUGUCACCUGCGGCAGCGCGUCACUGGAGCAUUUGUUUUUAAACGAGGAAUAAAACCGGAUCAGUUUUGGAAUAACGAGGUUCAGAGUCCGAGGGUCCGGACCGAAGCUGAGCCGCAGACAGAGUCCGGAUCCCGGAGCCCGGUCGGUCUCUGGAGAUGUGGACACACAAAGCCGUCGCCACCAUGACCUGCUGACAUCACCCCCCCCCCCCCCCCCCCCCCCCCCCCCCCCCCCCGACAAAAUGGCUGUGACCGAUUGGUUGUCGCCGUGGCGACCGCCGUCACUGAUGCUGCUCAUCAUCCUCACUUUCCACUUCCUGUCCGAGUCGGCGUCGACCAGGGUCCCUUUCCCCAAAGACCUGGAGCCGAUCUAUGUGGUCGUCGCUGAGCAGUCGUGUCAGUUUCCAGGGUUCCAGGGUUUACUGCAGGACAACGACACGCUGCGUCUCGGUCUGGACUUUCAGAGAAUGUUACGCAUCAACCACAUGUUGUACAUCGCUGCCAGGUAUACACACACACACACACACACACACACUCUCUCUGCUGCAGCUGAACGUCACGUGACUUUGUGCCUUGUCGUCCUCAGAGAUCACGUGUUUGUGGUGAACCUGACGACUGCCUCAGAAGAUUUUGUGCCUCAGCUGAAGCUGACGUGGAAAUCUAACGACGUGAGCAAGUGUACGGUCCGAGGGAAGAACAGCGACGAAUGUUACAACUACGUUAAAGUCCUUGUGCCAAGAGACGACGAGACAAUUUUCGCCUGUGGCACAAACGCUUUCAACCCCACCUGCCGGAACUACCAGAUGGGCUCGUGGGAGCAGGUUGGGGAGGAGCUAGUGGGACAGGCACGCUGUCCCUUCGAGUCCCACCAGUCCAACGUGGGACUGUUCGCUGGGGGCGACUUCUACUCGGCCACCAUGACGGACUUCCUGGCGAGCGACGCCGUCAUCUACCGGAGCCUGGGAGACGAGCGGCCCGUCCUCCGGACCGUCAAGUACGACUCCAAGUGGCUCCGAGAGCCUCACUUCCUGCACGCCAUCGACUACGGGAACUUCGUCUACUUUUUCCUCAGUGAGAUCUCAGUGGAGUACACUGCUCUGGGCAAGGUUGUGUUUUCUCGGGUCGCUCGUGUCUGUAAGAACGAUAACGGCGGAUCUCCCAGAGUACUGGAGAGAUACUGGACGUCGUUCCUCAAGGCUCGUCUCAACUGUUCGGUUCCUGGAGAUUCUUUCUUCUACUUCGACGUCCUUCAGUCUCUCACUAAUGUUCUACAGAUCAACCAGAGACCUGCUGUGGUCGGAGUGUUCACCACUCAGGCCAACAGUAUCCCUGGAUCUGCAGUUUGUGCUUUCUACAUGGACGACAUCGAGAAAGUCUUCAACGGCAAGUUCAAAGAGCAGCGGACCAGCGACUCAUCCUGGACUCCAGUUCCUGACGAUCAGGUUCCCAGACCCCGACCUGGUGUGUGUGCAGGCGACGGUCCGGCCGCUGACUACAAGUCCUCGGUUCAUUUUCCAGACGAGACGCUGACGUUCAUCAAGUCGUAUCCUCUGAUGGACGAAGCUGUUCCCUCCGUCAACGACCGGCCCUGCUUCACCAGGACGUCCAGCAGGUCUAAGUUGACCCAGAUCGUGGUGGACGUUUCAGCUGGUCCCUUCAAGGACCGGACGGUGAUGUUCUUGGGCUCAGACGACGGCCGAGUCCUGAAGGUUCUAGCGAGCACGCACCCCAACGACAGCUUCGGAUCCAAACUGUUGGAGGACAUAGACGUUUACAACCCGUCCAAGUGUAACGUUCAGGGGCAGGAGGACAGGAGGGUUCUGGGAUUGGAGCUGGAUAAGGACCAUCAUGCUUUGUUUGCAGCCUUCAGCAGCUGUGUGAUCAGAGUUCCGCUUAGCCGCUGCCCCCGACACGGAGCCUGUCAGACAGCCUGUCUGGCCUCUCGUGACCCAUACUGCAUCUGGCUGCGGACCGGGAGUUGUGCCAACAUGGCCCCGGGAUUCAAGGCUGGCUUUGAUCAGGACGUCGAGGGCGACCAGUCGUUCCAUGCUGACGCCUGUCACGCCGACGUCUCGGCGACGGCACGAAACCACGAGUCCGGAGCCGACUCUGCCUAUGGUGUCCAUCAGCUUCCGGACAUGGACCAGCGCAUCGGCGCUAACGUCCACUACACACUUCUGAUCGCCUGCAUCCUGGUGGCGUUCUUCCUGGGCGCCAUCUUGUCCGGCUUCCUGGUGUCGUGUCACUGCAGCCGCGGAGCCGCUCAGCGGGCGCAGAUGCUGGGAAAAGACCCCGAGGCGUCGCUGCCCCACGCUCUGUCGCUGCGGUCGCUCGCCAAGCUCAACGGACUGCUUGAGGGAGGGGCCAAGGAGGACAAACGGGACGUGUCCCCUCCACAGAUCUACAGCUCCUUCUUCCGCAAUGGCCGAGCCUCCCCUCACCUCUGCAACCCCGUGCGCCACGACCUGUUGCUGGGAGACCCCGACCACCGCCUGUCCCAGGUAGGAGACCCCGACCACCGCCUGUCCCAGGUGGACGGAGAACCGUCCGGCCCACCGACGCCGGACUCCACCCCCGAGCUGCCCGUCAAGAACAUGGCGGCGGCGCUGCGGAACCAUCAGUACGAGAACAACCAGAACUGCAACAACGCCACAGACAACGACCCGAAGUCUGGGCCCAGCUGCUCCGGGUCCAGUCUGGGUUUCGUGGCCGUCGUCGGAAACACUUUGUACUCUCAUCACCAUGGCAACAGUCUGAGCAACGGAGCCGCCCACGGAGCAGGCGCUUCGUCCACGUCACUGCACCUCCCCGAGGAGAGGAAGUUCUCCAACGAUGAGCGGGCAGCAGGGGGCGGGGCAGGAGGGGGGGCAGCCCCCCAUCAGCAGCCCCUCCCCCAGACGCCGGUGGACGUGUCGGCGCUCGACGAGCUGCUCAGACACAUCCACGAGGUCAGUGCGUCGGGGACCGGAGGCAUCAAGGUCCUCACCUCCACUUCCUCGUCCUCCCUGCUCCCCGGGCCGUCCUCCGCUGGGGGACAUCAUCAUCAUCAUCGUCAUCAUCAUCAAGGUCACCACAGUCAGACGCGCACGCACCACUACAACCCUGGCCAUCACCAUAGCAACCAUCACGACAACAACAGUCACCAGAUCCCAGAGACUGAAUCCGCUGCAUAUUACAGCUCCUCCACGCUGCUGAGGGACCUCAGCAGCGUGGAGGCACCUUCUCACAACUCCGCCUCAUCUUCUUCCUCCUCUUCAUCCGCCAAAAAUCCAACCUCCUCCACUUCCAUACCUUCCUCCUCCUCUUCCUCCUUCUCCACUCCACUCCAGCCUCAGGUGAUGCCGGAGAGACCUGGAGGAAGCGGCGUCUCCGUGACACGCCACCACUCCCAGCGCCACUCCCUGAUCAAGAUGGGCAGUGGGGGCGGCGCUGUGCCUCGCCACCACAGCUUCAACCAGCGGGGGGCGCAGCACCUUCUCGCCAGGAUGAACACCAACAGCAGCAGCAACGGCCCACCGGCCAGCGCAAACACCAGUACCAGCUGUGAGAGCCGGCGGCUGGCGGUCGCCAGCGCCUGCCUGACGCGGCAGCACAGUUACAGCGAGGGGCCAAAUGCGCGUCGGGCGGCAAUCGUCCGGAGAACGGUGUCACUCAAACCGCAGCUUCCCCCAAAACCCUUGUUCCUGCCAAAUACAGCGACAUCAGCAGCAACACAGGCAGAAACAUACAACUACUGAGAAGAGAUGGCGCCAUUCCAACAUGGCUACCGCCGUCCUCGCAUUGUGAACAGGGCCGGUGAGACGGUGACGUCCCACCCGUCAGUCGGGAAACUGUCCUGCUGCCGAGAGGGCGCGGAUCGCAGUCGCCGCUGGACUCAGAGACUCGUUCAAAAAACACGAUGUCUGACUCAUUUGUUGCCGUUGCGACUUGCCUCAGGUCAGACUGCGGAUCAGAACCGGCUCAGAAGCAGAAAGAACGAGGUGAAAUAUUCCUGAUUCAUAAAGAUUUAAAAUCAGAAUCUGCUGCAACAUGACGAGAACCGAUUCUGCGACAUGAAUCAAAGGAUGUGAAAAAUAAAACUACUGUCUUUGUUCCUGAAUCUGAAAAUAUCAGUGAAAUAAUCUGAGACCAGUUUUGUCUUGUUGUUGGAGAGAUGAAGACAUUUUAUAAAUCAACACAUCAGCAUCAUUAAGUCUCUUCACCUCCAUGUUAACAGAAGACCAGACGAAUGUUCUUUUUUAUUACGUAUUCAUAUGUGAAAAACACGAAUCAUCACACAGGUGAACGCUCAAAUGACCAAUUCACUUCAUGUUGCUUUGAUUCAGUUGUUUGUUUGAAUUGAUCCUGUGAAUGACUUCAUGUUCGUCCUUCACAAGGUUUUUAUGAACUGAUCAUCUGAUGAAUUAUUCAUUAGAGUUUUCACUGUAACAUCUUACAGAUGUUUCACAGAUGAACCUGUGUCCACGGUGACGUCCUGAGCUGCCAACAGAUGAUUUGUUUUGUUUUGUUUUCCAAUAAAAGAGAAGAAAAUGAGCAAUAAACAUCAAAGUUAACAUUCUGCUACAGUUCAGAAUAACCAAUAAUGAAAAGAACUAAAACUUUUACUGUUCAUUCAUAAUUUCAUAACUUUAAUGAAUGUUUGUUGCUCAUGUUCAGUCUUCGUGUGACACACGUUU